CACAUCACAGUGACCUUAUUCUACUUGAUGGGUGUAAUCCCUCCUAUGUCUAUAAUAUCUAUAAUAUCCCCGCAGUUGGCCAAUAGGAUCUUUCUACAUCCUCGCACAUGAUUAUUUUAGGGAAGAGAUUUUACAAUGGUGGAUUAGUAUUUUUUUAAUCCCACAUGUGUGCUGGAGCAUUUCGAUUCAGUGUUGUGGAGCAACGGAUGGGCUUGGCACGUUACGCAAGACUUAUCAGUGCUUGGGAUGUAGGCAGACCAUCCACCUACAUUUUACAACAUCGAUAUGAGAAAUAUAUGUUAUUACUGCGUCAAGAAGGGGUUAUGUCGCAUGGGGCCCUCUCCAUGGAUAUAGACACAGACUAUGAGCGGCCCAAUGUGGAAACCAUUAAAUGUGUGGUGGUAGGGGAUAAUGCAGUAGGCAAGACCAGGCUAAUCUGUGCCCGGGCCUGCAAUGCCACCCUCACACAGUAUCAGCUGCUUGCCACCCACGUGCCAACCGUCUGGGCCAUCGACCAGUACCGUGUUUGCCAGGAGGUGUUAGAGAGAUCUCGUGAUGUAGUGGAUGAGGUCAGUGUGUCCCUGAGGCUAUGGGACACAUUUGGGGAUCAUCACAAAGACAGACGAUUUGCCUACGGCAGGUCCGAUGUAGUGGUGCUUUGCUUUUCUCUGGCUAACCCCAAUUCCCUGCGCCAUGUCCGCACCAUGUGGUUUCCGGAGAUCAAGCACUUCUGUCCUCGGACACCCAUCAUCCUGGUCGGCUGCCAGCUGGAUCUGCGCUAUGCUGACCUGGAUGCAGUAAACCGCGCACGUCGACCCUUAGCCAAACCCAUCAAACCGACAGAUAUUCUUCCUCCAGAGAGGGGGCAUGAGGUGGCAAAGGAACUUGGGAUCCCCUACUAUGAGACCAGUAUUGUAGCCCAGUUUGGCGUCAAAGAUGUUUUUGACAAUGCCAUCCGAGCUGCCCUCAUCUCCCGCCGUCACCUCCAGUUCUGGAAGUCGCAUCUGAAAAAGGUCCAGAGGCCCCUUCUCCAGGCACCCUUUCUUCCUCCUCGCCCACCACGGCCCAUAGUGGGAAUUCCAGACCCUCCACCUACAGACGGCGAGGGCCCUGAUUCCCUUUUCUGCCUCCCACUAUGUGCAGAUGUUCUUUUCCUCUUACAGGGUGGUGCCACUCGUGUCUUUGCACACAAAGUUUAUCUAGCUACAUCCUGCUCUAAGUUCUAUGACCUCUUCACUCUUGAUCUGGGUGGAUCAUGUACGGGGCCAAAGGGGGAGGAACAAGAGAGCAAGGAAAACUUGGAAGGUGGGGAAGAAGAUGAGCAGAGCAGGAGAGGAGCCAAGGAGCAAGCUGGGCGCACUAAGAGCCUAGACAUUGACAAAGAUGGUGUUGAUGGAGGAGUGCGGGGCUUGAAUCGACCCCAGCUGCUCCAGCAGGGCUCCUUGAGGACUUCCCAGAGUGAUAAUGCACUUCCAUCACGAGCCCAGUACUCCUUGGGAGCAUUAGGGACUGGUCGUGCGCUUUCCGGAUGGGGAAGAGGCUUUUUGAGUGUUUGUCUGGAGCAUGUUGAUGAUCCUAUGACUGGACGCCCACGACUCAUGACUGUGGUUGCCAUGGAUGCGCUCAUUCAGGAAGAACCAUUCAAGGCAGUGCUUCAGUACCUAUACACAGGCAAUCUGGACGAAGGCAGAGGAGACCUGAUGCAGGUGGCCACUAUUGCUGAGCUACUUGAGGUGUUUGACCUGCGGAUGAUGGUGGCUAAUGUUCUGAACAGAGAGAGCUUCAUGAACCAGGAGAUCACCAAGGCUUUCCAUGUUCGCAGGGCCAACCGCAUCAAGGAGUGCCUCAAUAAAGGGACCUUUGCUGAUGUGGUGUUCCGACUGGACGAUGGCUGUCUCCCGGCCCACAAGCCCCUGCUUAUCUCAAGCUGUGACUGGAUGGCCGCCAUGUUCCGUGGCUCUUUCAUGGAAAGCUACAUUGAGGAGGUGUCCAUUCCUAACACAAGUGCGGCCUGUAUGCGUGGGGUGCUGGAGUUCCUCUACUGUAGUCUAUUGACACCCUGUCCUGGUCUGGAGCCCAUGGAACUCAUUGUUCUGGCCAAUCGUCUCUGUUUGCCUCGCCUUGUAGCGCUCACAGAGCAGCACGCUGUGGAUGAGCUUCUUCAGUUGGCAGUAAAAGGUGUUGACAUUGAUGGACAAGUGUUGGCUUACCUGGAACUGGCACAGUUCCACAAUGCUAAGCAACUAUCCACUUGGUGUCUCCAUCACAUCUGCACUAAUUAUAAUAGCAUCUGCCGCAAAUUUCCCAAAGACAUGAAGGCCAUGUCCCCAGAAAACCAGAGGCACUUUGAAAAGCAGCGCUGGCCUCCUGUGUGGUUCCUGAAGGAAGAGGACCGCUAUCUGCGCUCACAAAAAGAGCGUGAACGUGAGGAGGAGAUUUUGCGCAAGCAGCACACCAAAAGGGGCUGGUGUUUCUGGAGACACCCGUCUUCUUCUCCGCACGUCUCCUAAGAGUUUCCUUCUCUGACCCAUUUAUCCUGAUGAGGGUCAUUCAGAGGAGGCUGAUUUUUAAUCUAUCAGUGGAGAACUGACUCUCAGUACUACUAUGCCUGAAUGUGAGCAUGUUUGAAGGAAUGUAUGUGAAUCUUUAUAAUUGUGAGCGACUUGAGUGCAUUUUGAUAUGCUUGUGUAACAUGUGGACUGAACUAAAGGGUAUGUGUGUGGAUGUGUAAAUGUACGUAUGUUGGUUUUAUGAGUGAUACUUCUGAGGUGGGUGCUUCCCAAAUGCCCUGAUCUAUAAGAGCUUGCAGCAUUUGCAGUGCAGCCCUUUGUCCCCUCCACAAGAGCUCGUCCCUCCACCAGCACUCACAGCAUCCCAGCCUUUGAGUGAUUGGACUGGGAGCAAGGGCUCUCUAUCUCUCUCAGUCUCCAUCCUUCACACUGACCUUAAUGACUAUUACACACUGACCACUGCAGCUCCCCAUGGGAAGCUUAUUUUUGCCUUCACUUUUACACAGACUGUUAGCUUGCACACACAGACCUGUGCCCAUGACUCACCCCUCUAAAACCAGCACUGGAUUUCCAGGAACUGACACUGACAAUGUAAUUAUUAUUAUUUUGAUAUUAUUUGACCUUUUGAUAUAUUUUUGCGCCUUCUAGGACACUGUUAUCAGGGGAAAUGGCACACACAAAUCCCAGGAUGUGUUAGGAAUCUUCAUGGUUGGGACUGUUAAUCAAGAGCCCAGGUGUGGGUGUAAGGGCAACCUUCAAACUGUUUGUUAGGAUGCUCCAGCUAAUGGCUAUGACCUGAUUGUAGCGAUUAGCUUCCAGUCAAGUCUUGAUGUGGUCCUUUGUGUCCAUCAUCCACCCUUGCAACUCCCAUACCCCCUUCCAGAUUGCAUUUAAAAAAACACAAGCUCUGAUUAAUGACUUGGAUUCACCAACUGCACUUCAGAGACCUUCAAAGUGACCACUCUAUAGCAAUGAGGGGGUAAAGAGGGCUAGCCUUACUUGAUACCUCUGCCAUGGAGGAAUGAUGGAUACAGUUUUUAACGAAGCCGCUUGUAACGUCCAUGACCACUAGGUUGCGUUGAAGCACCUCAACCAACCUGCCUUUACACCCCUACACCACUAGGGGCAGCACUGCUCAGGGCCCCAGCACUAACUUUCACUCUUAACAGGAGUUUUAUCCUUGUGGCUUCUUUGCUCUUGUUUUAAUCAUUAGGAUCAGCAGUAUAACACCAAUCAUUGAAGAGUGUUAAGAAAAAGCACUUGUGCAGUGUUAGCCCAGUUAAAAAAAAUUACCUGUUUUUUAUCACAACCAAAGCUGUGAUUGUUUUUAAUUUCUUUCUUCCUCACUUUCUUCAUUUCUACUGCCCUGUUUCCUUUAUUUGCAAAAGGUAAUGGAGGAAAGAAUAGGAAGUGACUUGUUGGAGAAGAACACAGUAUAUUUGAUUCCCUCCUGUUGGUCGUGUUGGUUCAGUUUUUAGUGUGAGGAGAAAAAAGUGUCACUGCUGGACAUUGCCUUCCAUUCCUCUUGCUGGAAUUGAAAAUGGUGCUUAAGACACAGUAAGACAGUGUCCACAUGAACACAGACACACAUGCAAUUCGAUGUUCAAGUGUUUCUUCAGAUGUUCAGUGUUUUGCCUGCAACAGAUGUGGGAAUUGGAAUAGAUUGCAUUUCAAUUUCAUGCGUAAGAAAUAUUUAGUUUUCUUUCUUCAUAGACGCUAACAGUCUAUAAGAGAUCAUAAUAGGUCAGUGAUAUUAGAAUGAGUACAAAUAUGAUUUUAUACAUAGUGGUUACAACCUGGUAAUGACCUUUGCUGCUGUUAUAUUUGAUUAAACUACGAUCUCUGCUUGUUAACCAGGAAAAUAGUGUUACUUCGAUUGAAUUUGCAGUCGCGAGCGUUUCCUUAAAAUGGUUUGAUAUAUAACUGCAUAGGAGAGCAAAUCUGAUUUUCUUGUUAAGGGUGCUAAUUUCUUUGGGCUUUAGGACUGAAUGUGAAAACAAGGCUUUGUGGUGAUGAGUUUCUAUUAGCACGUUGUUCUAUUUGUGGGUUUGUGCCCCUCAGCAUUACCCAGCAACUGCAGGAGAUAGCUGGAUUGUGUGAGACAUGUGGCGUGUUCUCCCAUUCUCCACGGGAGACGUGUUAAAGUUAUUGUCAGCUACAGAAAUAGAAAUCAGAUAGAAUCUCACAAGGCCCGAGUGAGAACUGAGCUGAUUCCUCUGUGAAUAAAGUGAAAGUGGAGUAAACGUGAACAAGUCUCAAGCCGGCUUAACAUGCAACCUACGUGUUUCGGAUUUACUCCUCGUAUAUUAAAUUCACCCCAGUGCAGGACUUGAAGAGGAGAGAGUUACAUAUUCUGUGGCCUCUUUUUAGAAGUGACGGCUGUUAGGUUUGUCUUACUUAUGACUUUAUGACCCAUGAAUCCUCUUCUCUUGGUCCAUGUGCCUUAUAGUUGUACAACUGUAGUCAAACAUCUUCACUUCAAAGCUGCGGACCGGUUCUGCAGUGGGUGACACGAUUAAUUAAUAAAAGAUAGUAUUAUAGUUAGUCAAAAGGAUUAUGGUUUAUUCUUUAUGCACUCUCAGCCAUUAUCCUUUUUUGAGAGGACUUUGGAGCCAACCUGAGCCAUGCCUGUGGAGCACCUUUAGGCCACUGCUGAUUUUGCAGGCAGACGGUCUUGACUUAAACUCUUUAUAGGUUGUAGAACAGUAGGUUGGUGUGAUCAUAUGGCCUUAGAUUAGUGUAUUUUCUAGAACGGUCAUUAUUUGGAUGUAAACAAACUCACAUCAUGGUUGGAUUUGUCCACUGACCAUGUGAUUAAGAGGUAGCAGUGAAUAUGGCAGGUUGAUUCCUGUAGUUUAACUUUAGAUCCACUGACUUGGAGAAAAUAAAGCUUGUUGAGCACUGGCUGGCCUUUGUGCUGAGAGGGUACAUUUUUAGAAUGUGGUUAAUUUGCAUGGUGGCCUAACUUUGUCAUUACAAUGACACUUGGUGUUGGAAUGCACUUUCUUCUUUUUUAUGUCUAUAACUUUACCUGUGCUUAGAGUGAAUUGCUCCUUAUGUUAGAUUGUUUCUAAACCUAAUGAUUGUAGCAUGAUAUUUCCACUCAAGUCUUUCAACAUUUCCCACAGUGUGUUCAGUGUGACAGAGGAUAACAGUUUUUUUUCUAGCUUAUUGGUUCAAGUUGACACUGACUUUUACAGUAGCUAUCCCAUUUGCUCUGUGACUUUAUACACAAAUCAGCUUUACUGAAUUAGCUCAGCACAGCUUAAGGUAGCAUCGUGAAAUACUCUUUAAACAAUAAUGAACUUGUACUUAUCUUCAGAAACCUUCUUGAAAAAAUAUGCAGAGUAAUUGUUUCUGCAAUAAAGUGUUACAUGCUUUUACUAUUGUUAAUAUAGCCAAUCAAACAUUUUCUUAAAAAGCUGCCUGCAGGAACUAAACCUGACAAGUAUGAAAAGCAACAUUUCAAUCAAAUCUGAAUAUAAUUAUGCACAUAUUUUAGCAAUGGCAUAAACGGCAAAAAAGUCAAGAGUAAUGAUCUGGACUGACCUGCAUGUAAAGACAGAAGAACUGGGUAAAGCAUGAUGCAUGUUUCUUGGGUUAGACAUGGUCCAGACUUUAUCUGUGUUGACUUGUUAUGCGUAUUGGUUUGUGGGACAUUUCUUAGGAUGAAAUAUAGAAAAAGUGAAAAUAAAUAACAUUCUAGGUUUUAAAUAUAUUUUACUAUUACUGUAAUAGUUCAAUUUUGGAAAUUCCCUGACAUUGCUCAGAGUUCUCAAGUACUCUGAAGAACACAAAAUGUUGAGAAUUUUUUGUCUUGUUAACUCACCCAUCACAACAUAUGUGCAACACUGGCCCCUACAGACCAAAGUUAUAUAUAGUCUGUUCAAGUUAGUGUAUUUAUCUGCAUCAUUUAGCUAUUUUCUCAUGCACAGUUUACCAUCCCAUAUUCCUAAUUAUUCUUAUUUUCAUAGUGGUUUUCAGUCUUUUCAGCAGGCCUGACCUUCCUUAUUUAACAUGAGGCCUAGUGACUAAGAGGACACCUUGUUGUUUGUCUUCGGUGUCUCUUUUCCUGUGCCUUCAGUGAAAUCUCACUCUUUUGGCUCUGUACAGGCAUGGCACCUGCAGCCUUCUGGGUUCGAAUUAGAGUUGAUUAAGCCAAGAAACACACACAAAAGCACAGAAAUUAAAGUAGGCAGCUUUCUUUAAUGUACAGUAACUUAUCGCUUGAUUGACUGGUGUUUCUUUAAUGAUUUUUUUUUAGCAGAUAUAUAGCAGUUACUGGCUAUUACAGCGUUAUAAUGAACUUUCAGUCAUAACAAAUAUGGAGCAUGUUCAGUAUGGAAUAUCAUCUAUGCUUAAACUACGCAACAGAUGAUGUAAAAUGAAACCCAGCAACCCAGCAGAUCUAAAAUAAUGUUUUCAGUGUUUUGCACUCUUUCAGGUGCCUCUGCACUUACUCUUAUGUAGCCGAUUACAACUUUGCUUGGUCUUUAUAAAUAGCACAUGUUCAAUUUACAUAUUUUACUUGUCCACUUUCUUGUGGUCUUUUUUUCUCUCUAAGCCAAGUAACAUAACAUACCCUAUUGCUUCCACUAUUUAGCUGUAAUUUACCAUGUUGCAAUCAUGUGGUAAGUUGGGGAACAACAUCUGUGAAGUACUAGUUGGAUUAAAAGCAGAAAUUAGCUGUGACAGCUAUAUAAAUUGUGCUUUAAUAAAGUAAUUAUCCAAAGUACAGUACAGUGUUGCAGAUUUGAUAUGACUUUUCCUAGCUGUAAUGAACCCCUCACCUUAAAGCUUCUCACCACACUGUAUCUACUUACUAAGGUGUUGUAUUCAUAGGAUUGUAUGCACAGAGGCCCAGGACAGGGAGAGUGUUUAUAUACUAUAAGUCAUGGUGUGUAACCUCUGUAAUUUCUAAGUGGAUUGUAUUGACUGUCUAGUAUUAUAAUGCACUUUUGUUUCUAUUGACUCAUACAGUAUGAGUUUUAUUAACAUUUACUGCUCAUGUUGUGUGUAUUACAAUAAAAGGCAAAAGAAUAGCACACCACACUCAAAACUAUUAAGGGCUUUCAAAAAAUAUACAACAAUCAGAAUGUUUUGCUGCUGUUGCAAAAAAUGUUUUGAAACUAAAAAUUUGUAAUAUUUUUGAACCACUGUGAUUUGUACAAAAUUUUGAGAAAAUGA
Sphaeramia orbicularis (orbiculate cardinalfish) is the source of this 7697-nucleotide messenger RNA. It is a transcript of the gene rhobtb4, whose product is annotated as Rho related BTB domain containing 4. Gene Ontology annotation, molecular function: GTP binding; protein binding; GTPase activity. Gene Ontology annotation, biological process: small GTPase-mediated signal transduction. The record is from RefSeq and is a predicted model, not a curated record. NCBI's taxonomy places the organism in Eukaryota, Metazoa, Chordata, Actinopteri, Kurtiformes, Apogonidae. The transcript is spliced from 11 exons. The coding region runs from base 165 to 2510 and encodes 781 amino acids.